AUGUUACCUGGUGGUAAAGAUGAUAAAUUCGAUGGAACAUCAUCAACAGGAACAACAACAAAUCAAAAACGUGGAUUUUUAAAUCGCAUUCGUGCAGGUGUAAAUACACUUGUACGUGAUGAGAAUAAUAUGUUAUUUGGUGAACGUUCAAAUUAUGAUAUGCUUCAAUAUGAAGAUGAAGAAGAUAGUGUUGAUGCAGAUGAUUUACAUCGUUAUGCACAACAAUUACGUGAUUUAGAAGAUAAUGAUAGAGAAAUAAAUCCUGAAUAUCUUGUUUUACGUGAUGGUAAAACAGUUUAUGCUGUACACGAAACUGAUGCUGAUGGAAAAACAACAUUAUCAACACGUAAACCAAUUUAUGAUCGUUUUUUUGAUCAAACACCUGAUGAUGAACAAAUAAGAAAAAUGAAAAUUUUCUCUCGUAUAAAACGUACAUUUUCUCGUAAUAAACAGAAAGACAAAGACACCCAAAGUAUCACUUCACCAAAAUCAACUUAUGAUACACUGAAUGGUGAUAGAAAACGAAACAUAAAAAAAUCAAGCAGCAAAUAUAUUGAUGAUGGCAUGACAACAACAGCAAAUAGUGAACUGUUAAUGAAUUGA
Messenger RNA from Rotaria sordida, 603 nucleotides. The record is from the annotation of a GenBank genome assembly. Lineage: Eukaryota; Metazoa; Rotifera; Eurotatoria; Philodinida; Philodinidae.